AUGUCGCUGUUUUAUUCACAUCGCUUUUGUACCAAAUGUGUCCUGCUUGCAGCGCGCGAGCCGCUCUCGAUGACAGCGCGAGCCGGCGCGCGUGUCAGGCCGAACGGUGUUUUCACCCAGCCGCCGAGGCGUUAUGCCGGGGGUCACUCAUUUAGUAAACACCGGUCAAAAGCUAGGCUUUGGGUGUGUGGGAUAGGCGCCGGGGUCGCGUUGGCUGUCGGACUGAAAUACGGCUCGGACCCUGGUAACAGUUCGUGUGACGAUAAAGUUGGAAAAGAAGUGAAGGCCGACCCAUACUGUGCUGCCAUUAAAGUAAGCAGAGACCUUUUGGAGCGGAUAAAGGCUGAGGUCGGAGCCCCUGGGCUGGUAGUUGGGGUUUCUGUGGACGGUGCUCAGGUCUGGUGUGAAGGGAUCGGCUACGCUGACUUGGAGAACCGUGUUCCCUGCACGUCGGCAACGGUGAUGCGUAUUGCCAGCAUCAGUAAGCCGCUCACAUCUGCAGCCGCCGCUCGACUUUAUGAGGAAGGGAAACUCGAUCUGGACGCCCCGGUCCAGAAAUAUGUCCCAGAGUUUCCCCAAAAACAGUUUGAUGGAAAAGAUGUCACAAUAACGCCUCGCAUGAUUCUGUCCCACCUAAGUGGGAUACGGCACUAUGAGAAGGAUGCAAAGAAGGUGAAGGAGGACAAAGAGAAAGCUAAGCGACUUUUAAAACCACCAGGUAAAGAAAAAGAAGAGAAGAAGAGCUCAGCUGAAGACGAGGAUAAACCCUCAACAGAUCCAAACAUUAAAGGGAGAGAGUCCAGCCGGGCUCAGAAGAAAAAAGAGUUUGAGCACGAGGAGUACUACUUAAAGGAGAACUUUGAAAGUGUCACUCAUGCCUUGGACCUCUUUAAGAACGACCCUCUCAUUUUCAAACCUGGCACAACUUUUCUGUACUCCACUCAUGCCUUCACAUUGCUCAGCGCUGCGAUAGAGCGGGCAGCCGACCAGCGCUUCCUGGAUGUUAUGAUGACCAUGUUUCGUGAGCUGGGGAUGCUCAAUACAGUCCCCGAUGAGAAUGACCCGAUAAUUUACCACCGCUCCAGAUUUUAUCAUGUCAACAAGAGAGGACGUGUUGUGAACUGCCCCUAUGUAGAUAACUCCUACAAAUGGGCCGGAGGGGGCUUCCUGUCCACGGUGGGAGACCUGCUGCUGUUUGGUAACGCUCUGCUCUACAGCUACCAGCUGGCCAACCUCAAGGACACUGAGGGCUUGCUCCCCGGUUUCCUCAAACCCAAAACGGCCUUAGAGCUGUGGGCGCCCGUCGAUAAGACAGAGGCCAGCUGGGAUAAGGACGGACUGUACGCCCAGGGCUGGCUGGUGGUGGAAAAACUCCAGAAGUACGGCCAGUGCAGGAAGCGCAGGCACUACGUGUCGCACACAGGAGGCGCCGUGGGGGCCAGCAGCGUCCUCCUGGUGCUACCCAGCCAGGAGGGACAAAGCCAUCCACCCCCACAUGGGGUGGUGGUCACCAUCAUCAGUAACAUGCAGUCCGUGGGGCUGAACAGCCUGGCGCUGAAAAUUGCCCUGGAGUUUGACAAAGCCAGA
Molecule: messenger RNA, 1587 nt
Organism: Menidia menidia (Atlantic silverside)
Lineage: Eukaryota; Metazoa; Chordata; Actinopteri; Atheriniformes; Atherinopsidae
Source: the annotation of a GenBank genome assembly